GAACAAGUGGCUGGGACAAGCUGUGGAAAAAGUAUGGAUCCUGCCUACCCCGGGAUGACCUCUGUCAGUAUGUCACAUCGUCUGAUCUCACCCAGAUGCUGGACAACCUAGGGAUUAAGUAUGAGUGUUAUGACCUUUUGUCCACCAUGGACAUAACUGACUGUUUUAUUGAUGGUAAUGAAAACGGAGACCUACUUUGGGAUUUUUUGACAGAAACCUGCAACUUUAGCACAACGGCACCACCAGACCUCAAAGCAGAAAUCAUCAAGGAUCUACAAGAGCCUGAAUUUAGUGUUAAGAAAGAGGGGAAGGUACUUUUUAAUAACAGUCUGAGUUUCGUGGUAGUUGAGGCAUAAUUAUCAAUCACAAGAUUAUAUUCAAGUUAUAUUUUGAGCAAUUGUUGGUCAUUCAUUUAUUUCCAUAUUAAAAUUACAAAAGCAUCUCAUAAUAUAGAUAGAUCAUUCUCUCUGAUAAAUGAAAUUUAGGAAAUUUAAAGACAUUCUUGGACUUCCAUGCAGAAAUAUUUGGGGUACUUACGGUCUUAUUCAGUCCUUGAGUUAUCACAUGCAGGCUAAACCCAGCUAAGCUGGAAAAUGAGGUUUGAGUUUGAUCUUCACAAGAAAAUUACUGCCAUUGCUCAUCAUAUUAGACUUCUCAAGAAUACUAACAAAAUACCUACUAUGGGUUCUUUAAAUUCCA
Molecule: messenger RNA, 699 nt
Organism: Castor canadensis (American beaver)
Lineage: Eukaryota; Metazoa; Chordata; Mammalia; Rodentia; Castoridae
Source: RefSeq, a predicted model, not a curated record